CGUUUUCCCGGAAUCCUACUACGGUGAAGGAAAUGCUCGUGCUGAAGUUCUUCGGGAAGCGCCCAGACUGUAAGCAGAGCCUCGCUAUCCCACAAUGCGCCAGCGGACUCAUAGCGUGAAGCCUUCAAGCUAAUCAGACAGGAGCGUAACGUGUGCGUCUGUAAUAUUCAUGAGGCGCGCGCCUUUCCCAUAGUGUCAGUCUGGCAGCAGCUGGCCGCAUUUCUCCAGUGAGUCUGAUCGCAGAGGGGAGUUUCUGUGGCGGUCCGAGGCUUGAAUGAGGUUGAUGCUGCUCUGUUGCACCUGGAAGGACGAACGCAUGGGAGAGGAGGAAGCUGGAGGGAGGUUGCCGGAGUGUGCAGGAUGCAGACAGCACAUCUAUGAUGAGCAGUACCUACAGGCCCUCGACACGGACUGGCACACGCUGUGUUUCAGGUGUUGUGAGUGCGGGGCGUCUCUCUCACACUGGUACUAUGAGAAGGACGGGCGUCUCUUCUGUAAGAAGGACUACUGGGCCAAAUUCGGGGAGUUGUGUCAUGGCUGUUCAGAGCCCAUCACCACCGGACUCAUCAUGGUGGCCGGAGAGCAGAAGUAUCACCCAGAAUGCUUCACCUGUCUGAACUGUCGAGCGUUCAUCGGUGAUGGAGACACGUAUGCGCUGGUGGAGCGCUCCAAACUUUACUGUGGACACUGUUAUUACCGGACUAUCGUGACUCCGGUCACCCUGCCCGACUCCCCGUGCUCCAGGAUUCCUCACACGGUCACGCUAGUGUCUAUUCCCGCCUCCACCGAUGGGAAGCGAGGGCUUUCUGUGUCUAUCGAUCAGGGCUCCAGUCCCAACGGCUACAGCCCCGAGCACAAGCCCACCGUCAGAGUCUCACAGGUGGACCCAGAGUGCAUCAGUCCAGAUGUCAAGAACUCCAUUCAUGUUGGUGAUCGGAUCCUAGAGAUCAAUGGAACGCCGAUUCAGAACGUUCCUCUGGACGAGAUUGAUUUGCUGAUCCAGGAGACCAGUCGCCUGCUGCAGCUGACCAUUGAACAUGACCCUCAUGAACACAGCUCUUCAGAGGAUCAGGUGGAUGGCCCCACACCCCCAUCCGAGGGCCCCAGUCCCAUCACGCCCAUCACACGGCCGCCCAGCCAAGACAUCAACAACCUGCGCUCACGCAUAAUCACGCGCAGCUACAGUAUCGAUAAAUCGCCGUGCUCCAGUAACACGCCGUCUCCACUGUCUCUGAAGAAGGACAUCGGCCGCUCGGAGUCGCUGCGCGUCGUGACCAACCGCACACACAGAAUAUUCAGAGCCUCCGAUCUGAUCCAUGGAGAGGUUCUGGGGAAGGGCUGCUUCGGACAGGCCAUAAAGGUGACUCACAGAGAGACGGGCGAGGUGAUGGUGAUGAAGGAGCUCAUUCGUUUCGAUGAGGAAACACAGAUGACCUUCCUGAAAGAGGUGAAGGUGAUGAGAUGUUUGGACCAUCCCAAUGUGCUGAAGUUUAUUGGCGUCCUCUACAAAGACAAACGGCUCAACUUCAUCGCUGAGUACAUCAAAGGAGGAACACUGAGAGACAUCAUCAAGAACAUGGACGGUAAUUAUCCAUGGAAACAGAGAGUGAGUUUUGCCAAGGAUAUUGCCUCUGGGAUGGCCUACCUGCACUCCAUGAACAUCAUCCAUCGAGAUCUCAACUCACACAACUGUCUGGUCAGAGAGAAUAACAGUGUUGUUGUGGCGGACUUCGGACUGUCCCGGCUCAUGGUGGAGGACAAGAACCAGGACAAACUGUCUUCCGGACCGAUCCCGGGUGUCAAGAAACCCGACAGGAGAAAGAGAUACACUGUGGUGGGAAACCCGUACUGGAUGGCUCCCGAGAUGAUUCACGGAAAGAGCUAUGAUGAGAAGGUGGACAUCUUCUCCUUCGGCAUCAUGCUGUGUGAGAUUAUAGGGCGAGUCAACGCUGAUCCUGAUUACCUGCCCCGGGCCAUGGAUUUCGGGCUGAACGUGAAAGGCUUUUUGGACGAUUACUGCCCCUCGGACUGUCCGCCCUCUUUCUUCCCCAUGGCGGUGCUCUGCUGUGAUCUGGACGCAGAGAAACGGCCUGCGUUUGUGAAGCUGGAGUCGUGGCUGGAGAACCUGAAGAUGCAUCUGGAGAUGGGCCUGCAUCUGGUCUCAGAGCUCGAGCUCAUUCAUCAAGACUUCUGUCAGAAACACUCGAGCAGCAAGAACGGGCUUCACACGCACCCAGAGCAGCCCGAGUGACACCGCUGACGGAGGGCAAACCUCCUCCCGCUGAGCAGAUCUACUGGAGGACGACGGAGACGCUCCAUCACUGGACGUCUGCUGUCGGUGGUCCGCGGGCCUGAAGACUCCAUGUUUCUGGAAAUCCAAGCAUCAAAUGACACCUGCAACAUAACGUCACGCCACUGUCCGAAAGGCUUCGGCCAGGACAGAUGAUUCCAGUUUGAAAACAUCACCUCACAAGCACCGUUUCGUCAGUCAUAAUGCAUGUCUGUUGUGGCUUAUCGUGUGAUGUUCUUCGUACGGUACUGAUGGUGCGUUCACGUCUCGUCCAAAUGACCAUAAAUGCAAGUACGAAGCUCUGACUCGCCCUGCUUCAGUUAAAGGCCGUGUUUUGGUACUUCUGGUAAUGAGACCUGAACGCACGUGUGUUCGGCGCAUCCUGUCCUCGUGUUCAUCUUCACACAUCAAGUGUCACUAAUAUUCCUCAUGUCAGCCAUUUCCUGCACUGUAAAUAGAGUUAUAGUACAUAUUGUAAAUGUUUGACAUAUUGUAUAUGUGCAGACAUUAUUUUUUGUAUAAUGAUUCCGCGUUGGCGUACUUUUCACGAGAGCACCAGGAAUCAACUUUACAGUGGAUUCCUGUCCGUGUUGAACACGUAAAAAACAUGAUACAUGUGAACUGUGGGCUUUCUCUUCCUCUAUUGUGUGUCCCAGUUCAGCCCUAUGGGUCGAAUUAACUCAUUUGCUGUCCUCUUUUACCCCAAAAUCCAAUAUAUAUAUAUAUAUACACAGGGCUUGACAUUAACACCGCCAAAUGCUUGUGUAUUUCUUUGGCGGGUUGAGUUUUAUAUAUAAUAUAUACAUUUUUCAAUUGUAGUCUUUUAAAAAGGCGUCUAGUGUUGGGCAAUGUAGUGUUGUCAAAAAUAUCGAUACUGAAAUAUCUUAAAUGCUUCCAAUAUUCAUUUCCUGCAGAAAAGACACACAAUACCAGCUGCUCUCUCUCAUCUCUGCUCUCCUCACUCACUCGUUUCAUUUGUUCCGGAUGAAUAUUUUUGUUGUUUCAGAGUUUGAAUUUUGGUGUGGGAUUGCGUGUAUUGCGCAUAAUUUUUCUCAUUCCCGCAGAAUUUGUUCUCGCAUCCAAAGUGCGCACACCUCUCAGUGCUAAAUUGUGUUCUCUUCCGCUGCUUAUUGCUCUUAAACAGUCAAAAACACACAAAAUAAUGUCAAAAUGCCGGUCUUGGCGAGUAUUCAUGUAAACACAGUCAGUUUUAGUUGAAUGUAAACAGUUGAGAAAGAAAACGCAUGUGUAACAGUAUAAUGGAUCAGUGCGUCAGGUCUUAAAGUGACAGCAGCCUAAUAAACCUGCUGAAAAAUUAUGAGAUAAUAUUAUAAAUAUCUAUAUGACAGUUUUCCCCCAUGGUAUUGAUGUCAAAAUUGUAACCACUAGCCACAGUGACUGAGCAAAAAUUUUAAUGUCAAGCCCUGUAUAUAUACACAUGUAAAGAAAAUUAAGCUUUUUUUUUUUUAAUAAUUAUUUAUUUAAAUUGUAAAGUAAAUGUAUAUCACGUUAGUAUGUGUUGAAAUGAAUGUAAUUUAAUGGUGAUUUACAUAGAAAAUCUCAAAUCUUCACAGGUUUCUUUUGUAAUCUUGAAUUCCUUGAAUCUCUUUCUUUUGAUUUCGGGGUGAAAGACGCUGCAGAUUUCCUGUGCUUUACGGUGAAUCUCAGCCAAACGAAGCGCUCGUCUGAUCUGGGUACAGUUUGUUCUCAGGCUUGUGUUUUGGAAAGACAGAGCCUGGUUUUAGACCCACACGCGGGACGGUGGGUCUCAGGGUCCUUCAACACAGGUGAUCUGUGAGUUUACACAACACUGCUGGUGUAAAUAUCUUCCAGAAAGGCUUCUCUCGAUGUUUCCUCCUCCUGGCGUCACGCUGCAUGCGUCACUGGCUCGGCGUGACGUCCUCCGCUACCAGUCCAGCUAUUCUCAUAACGGUGAACAAAUAAUAUUAUAAAAACACACAGGAGGAUCGCCAGGAAAGCACGUGUACAGACUGAAAAAACAAAGACUAAAAAAGUAAAAACACAGCCUCUUCUUGUCUCUUUUGGAAUAGAACCACUAUUUUCUCUUUUAUAUAAGAUGUUUAAAUGAUUUCAUUUGCACUAUGGAAGAAAGCGGCUGCCGCUCGAGCCUUUUGGUUUCUUUGUCUUGUUUGGUUGGUGAUUGUAUGAAUGCACGUCACUGAUGGAGCCUUUUGUGACGUUUGGCCCCUGAUGCCGCGUCUCCUGAGCAGCACGUGCGUAACGGACUCAGAAAACAUGUGACCUGUGACCCCCGUUUAGUUAAUUCAUCAACAUAUUGAGUAUCUCAAUCACAGGCUGUCGCUGAAGUCAACAUGAAGCAGCAUCUGCACUGUCAAACUUGGCAUUAACCAGAAUGAAAUGACUCUGUUUGCGAUCUUUACGAUUGUCCAAAUAGAUCCAGGGUGUCCAGUCCUGCUCCUGGAGCAGAGUUCAGCUCCAACCCCAAUUAAACACACCUGAACAGCUAAUCAAGGUCUUCAGGAUCACUAGAAUCAGAUGGUCUUAUUAGGGUGUGUUCACACUUGGCAGGUUGGGUAAAACGAACCCUGGUGCGAUUGCUCUGUUAGUGCAAAUACUAGUGUCCGAACCCUGGUGCGCACUGAAGAUCCCUGAAAAGAUGGGUCUGGGUUAGUGUUGUCAAAAUACAGACUUAGAUAUUAAGUCGGUACUGCAGUUUUAAAAAUAUGACGCUUUGAGCGCUGUUGAGUGGAUUCGUAAACACCUCUGAUUGGCCAUUGAGUUCAUACACUCAUCAGAUAUGUCUGUGAUUGGCUACAAUGAUCAAUGCACGGGAGCAUCUGUGUGAGCGCUCUGUGAAGAGCGUCAAAGAUGUCUAUUUACAUGUUUUUGAAGCGUUGAUCAUGGUAGCCAAUCACAGGCAUAUCUGUUGAGUGUGUGAACUCAGUGGCCAAUCAGAGGUGUGUUCAUGAAUCCUCUCAACUGCACUCAAAGCAUCACAUUUUUAAAAUUUCAGUACCGACUUGGUAUCAAAGUCGGUACUUUUGACAACACUAGUCUGGGUCCGCUUCCAAAUGAAAUCUGGUGCGGUUCGAAUGAAAUGUGAACGCAACAUGGACCAAAGACAUCUAAACGAACCAAAAACAAGAAGUGAUGUCACAAGAUGCAUGCCUAAAAAGGAUGGAAAGCUCAAGCUUAUCUGUUUUUUUUCUCGUCAUAGUUGUGAUGUUGCCCAUCACAGUUCGGUACAGGCAGAAACGCGUCUCCUCACAGCAGAUCUUCGUUUGUGUGUGACGGAGGGAUUCCUGCCGCUGUUUUGACUCCUUUUAGCCCAGCACACCGCAUUGUUUGCAAAAUAUACGUCAUAAAAGCCGUUUCUUUUUGUUUUGUAUCUUUAGGUUCGGUGUUAAAAAUGAGUGUGAACGCUAAGCGAACCAGGACUGAAUGUAACGUUUUCUUUUUUUUGGCCCAAACCAAAUAGAACCGAACUACAAGUGUAAACACACCCUUAUUAAGAGAUACAAGGCUCUACAAUUAGGGUCCGUUUACACAAAACCGUUUUUAUGUGUUUUGGCCGUUCAUUUACACCACAGUGGCGUUUUGGGGGCCUGAAAACACAAACGUGUUUUAAAGUGCAAGUGUUUCUAUGUCUAUAGGCGCAUAGUUUUUCUUUACAAAGUCACAUCGCCACCUACUGGCCUGGCUUGAGUAAUACAGCGAUUUAAUUCGUUUUCGUGGAUCCAUGUGAACGGGGAUCGUUGUCGACUGUACGUGAAAAACGCAAAGGAAAAGCUUUUCCGUUUUAGUACGUCGUUGUUGUGUAAACAUACCAUUAGAGAAAGCGUAACGGCCAACUUGGAUCACGUGUGCCUUGAUAACCAAUCACGUUACAGCCUUGACGUCAUUGAAUUUCUAGCGAAUACCGUAGAUAUGAAUGAGAAGUGUCCAAACUAUGAUCGUGAAUUCUCUCAUAGAACAGCAUUUUUUUUGGUGUAAACUCUAUUCAAUACAAAUAUUUACAGGGAAACAUGUUAAAGAUUAGCCGAAAGGCUGUCGAUUCACUGAACGAUAAGCUGUUUUCCCACAAGAGCAGCGUACUGACGCUUCUCCUCCAUUGACAUCCAUUCAAAAAAUCACCCUCUGGUCUCCUUCCCUCUGUACUGCAUCAUUUUUUUUGCUAAUCGUGGACGCUUGCCUUAAAGAACUCUUCAGGAAAGGAGCAGGAUUGGACACCCCUGAAAUAGACAUUUGGCUAUUGGUUAAUAUGAACCGGUAUCCUGCACGACCUAGUCGAUGAAAAGCCAUUUUAGAGUUACUACAUUAUGAUAAAGUCAAACACUGUUCUUCGAAAUAUCAUGCACGAGACUGCCUUGGUUUAUUAAGAUAGUAAAUAGGGUCAAUUUUGAUUUCAUGUUGACUUUAAGCCCUGAUGACCUGAUAUCAAUACUAAUAAAAAGCCAUAUUGCUAUGUAAGCCAUUAUACUCAAUUGAUUACGAGUCCAUUGCAUUGAUCGAAAAUGGACUUGAGCCAAAAACGACAGUGCUUCAGGUGAUUUGCGAGGUGUCGAUCUGCUGCUCAGGCGUCCGGCGCGGCGGCCUCACUGCUGCCUACUGAGAGUCCUGUAGCAUGACCACCACCUUCAUCUUCAGACAGAAAGAGCACUUAAAUGAUGUAGUCUAGCUUGUAAUGCUUCUAGAAGUCCAGCUCAGGGUCCCGCCUCUGGUGUAUCUGUACAUGCAUGGCAUCAGUCAAACGACUCAACGGCAUCAAUGAGAAAGUGUUCAAAGGUACCGUUCACCGAUCUGGUGCGGACGUGAGCGAAUGCUGCAGAAACGAUGGCUUUACCUCUCGACAUUGCUGUGCCUUUGUUUUACGCUAGCCUUGCCAACGACUUUUAGUGUGUUUUGAGCCGGAUGAGUUUAUGUCAUCGCUUACCUGUUUCAAUGAGUUUUCCCUUUUUGUUCUGAGAUGUAUUUAUAUUUUCCUUUAUAGUUUCCUUUGUCCAGUUUGAUAUCUGUUAGUUUAAUGGUUUCCUGUAAUUUAAUGUUUUUACUGAAGCUGUGAAAAUGACUCUGCACUUUAAACGCACUGGCCGUGAACGAGGCGACUGUAAUUCAGGACAGAAUAAACUGACGCUCCUGAUGUUA
Megalobrama amblycephala (Wuchang bream) is the source of this 7417-nucleotide messenger RNA. RefSeq names its product LIM domain kinase 1a (gene limk1a). The record is from RefSeq and is a predicted model, not a curated record. Bases 275 to 2251 code for a protein of 658 amino acids. The transcript has 16 exons. NCBI's taxonomy places the organism in Eukaryota, Metazoa, Chordata, Actinopteri, Cypriniformes, Xenocyprididae. Gene Ontology annotation, cellular component: cytoplasm; nucleus; neuron projection. Gene Ontology annotation, biological process: positive regulation of stress fiber assembly; protein phosphorylation; actin cytoskeleton organization. Gene Ontology annotation, molecular function: protein serine/threonine kinase activity; protein binding; ATP binding.